Messenger RNA from Cuscuta campestris, 2298 nucleotides. The record is from the annotation of a GenBank genome assembly. NCBI's taxonomy places the organism in Eukaryota, Viridiplantae, Streptophyta, Magnoliopsida, Solanales, Convolvulaceae.
GAUAAACUUUCAUUUGUCAUAUGGCAGUUGUGGCUCCCUUUUGGCCUUUUCCUUCCGAACUCGGAUCUGGUUUCCCUACUACUUUGUGAUAUCGGCCGAUUUCCUCUCUCAACUGUCCGUCCCACCACGCCUUUCUCAUCACAACGCCCAGUAGCAAAAUCCACGCCUUACGCCUUUCUUCCUCAUAUUCAUCUCUUUUGUGAAAGCAGGGUCAAGCAUUCUUUCCAGUUUCCACACACCCGGAGCCCAUUUUUCCCCGUUCUUACAUAUUUACAUCUGACCACUAUAUAUGCUCCUGCCCGGCAUGAAGGUAGUAGGCUAUUAAAUGUUCAUUUGGUUCUGAUUCUGGUUUUGAUUGAUUCUUAUAUUCCAUUCUCAGAAUUCGUUGGUUUAGAUUCUUUUCAUUACUGGUCCAGAGAACAAACAAACUAAUUUUGAGAAUGGGAAUCGAGUGAAUCUACCCUAAAUAAAAACAUAAACCAAUUAAAAUGAGCCCCAAACAAUGUUCCAAGAAAUUCUUUUGCAUUUCCACGGCGGCCGUUCUUUCCUUCGCCGUCCUUAUCUCCCUCAUCCUCCUUUUCGCCCUUAGACCCACCUCCCAUCACCACCAGGCGUCGGAAUCUGGCAUCGUCCCCUCCGGUUUGCCUCCCUCCGUCCGUAAUGCUUGCAAGUUCUCCAAUGACACAGCAGCUUGCGAAUACGCAAUCGCUAGCUCCGGGCGGUUGCCCAAGGACCCGACGGCGCUGCAGAUCAUCGAGGCCGUCGUCGCCGUAUCUUCCAAAAACCUCACGACGGCCAAAUCCAUGGUGGAUGAUAUCUUGAAGGAGUCCGUCGGCAACCUGAACCGGUCGGUCACGGCCAAAACGUGUCUCGAAACGUUCGGAUACGCGGAAAAUCGGAUGAGAUCUGUGGAGAAAGCUCUCCGGGGCGGCGAGAUCAAGGACGCCCGGGCGUGGAUGAGCGCCGUCGUCGGGUACGAAUACGGCUGCUGGUCGUCGCUCAAGCGCGUGAACGACACCGAGAAGGUGAACAGCGCGAUGGCGUUCAUGUGGUCGCUCCUCGGACUGACCAGCGACGCGCUGGGCAUGUUGGUGAACUACGACCGCAUCGGGAAUGAAACCGGGUCGUGGCGGCUGCCGGAAACAGAGCGUGACGGCUUCUGGGAGAAGGACGGCAGAUCCGGAUCCGGGUCGGUGACCGGCGGAGGAGUUCCAUCGGGGUUGACCCCGAACGUGACGGUGUGCCCGCUCCAAAAGAGCGGCUGCCACUACCAGAAAGUUCAGGACGCCGUGAACGCCGCGCCGGAUUUCAUCUCGGCGGGGAAGUUUGUGAUUCAGAUAAAGGCCGGAGUUUACGAGGAGAUCGUUCGGGUGCCGUUUAAUAAAACGAAUGUGGUGUUUUUAGGGGAGGGCAUGGGCAAAACUGUCAUUACAGGAAACUUGAGUGUGGGUCUCCCUCCUUUCAACACCACCUACCACUCCGCCACCGUUGCUGUGGUAGGGGACGGAUUCAUGGCCAGGGAUCUGACCAUCCGAAACACCGCACCCGCCGGAGCUCACCAAGCCGUUGCCUUCCGAUCAGACAGCGAUCAUUCCAUAGUAGAAAGCUGCGAGUUCCUGGGCAACCAAGACACUCUCUGCGCCAACUCUCUCCGCCACUACUACAAGUCCUGCCGCAUCCAAGGCAACGUCGACUUCAUCUUCGGGAGCGCCGCGGCGGUCUUCCACGGCUGCCGGAUCUUCGUGUCCCCCCGGCAGGAAGAUCCGGCGAAGCCGGCGGACAACGCCGUGACGGCACACGGCAGGAUUUACCCCGGCCAGUCCACCGGCUUCGUCUUCCAGAACUGCGCGGUCAACGGGACGGAUGAGUACAUGGAGUUGUUCCGGAAGAGUCCGGAUUCGUUCAACGCGACGUAUCUGGGGAGGCCGUGGAAGGAGUACUCGAGGACGGUGUUCAUAGAGUGUGCGCUGGAGGGUCUUGUUUCUCCGGCGGGGUGGAUGCCGUGGGAUGGGGACUUUGCGUUGGAGACGCUUUACUACGGGGAGUUCAAUAAUACCGGCGCCGGAGCUGGCGCGGCGGAACGGGUGAAGUGGAGUAGCCGGAUUCCGGCGGAGCGUGUCCACUCCUACUCUCUUGACAACUUCAUUCAAGGUCAUCUAUGGAUCCCAUCAUCUCAAUGAUUUAAUUUGUAAAGAAAGCUUAGAGGCUUUUUUGGGUGGUUUGUGUACUAUGUAUUGAUGAUAUGAUUAUUAUCAAUGGCAUUUCAUCAUUUGGGGUUAAUCAAUUAUAUUUUGCACG